Messenger RNA from Tricharina praecox, 2274 nucleotides. RefSeq lists its product as uncharacterized. The transcript has 2 exons. The coding region runs from base 1 to 2160 and encodes 719 amino acids. Gene Ontology annotation, biological process: vesicle-mediated transport. The record is from RefSeq and is a predicted model, not a curated record. NCBI's taxonomy places the organism in Eukaryota, Fungi, Ascomycota, Pezizomycetes, Pezizales, Pyronemataceae. Gene Ontology annotation, cellular component: Mon1-Ccz1 complex; intracellular membrane-bounded organelle.
AUGGCCUCGCCCUCCAUCUCCGCGCCGCCACCCCUCCCCUCAUCGCUCGUCCCAACCGUAACUCCCGCCAGCCUCAGUUCACUCGCAAUCUACAACCCAUCCCUCGGCAGCACCGACUCGACGCUGCACAACCAGCUAAUAUUCUACACAUCCCGCCGUGGGAAUGCCGCGAUCAGCACGAACGACAAGCUUCGACAGAUCGGACUCGCGCAAGGCAUCGCCGAGUUCGCACGCGGCUUCUCGAGCACCGAUAACUGCACCUCUGUCGAGACGCAGCGAUCGCGCGUCGUAACACUCGAGCUCGAGGACGGCUGGUGGAUCCACGCGGCUAUCGACUUGACAUGUUUACAUAAUCCGACGGUGCAGCCGCCGACCCAGGAGUGGAGCUCGCGAGAGGUCGCACCGACGCAGCUACUCGUCGCACAGAUCAAACGAGCGUACUCGCAGUACCGGUUUCUUUAUGGCAGGUUCCAGAUGGGGUGGGAGAAGCUGGAGAGGGCGGCGUUUUGUAAGCGCGUGGAAAAGUUUUGGUUGCGUUGGGCGUGGGUGAGGUGGGAGGUGGUGCUCCAUGGCUCGCCGGUCAUCGAUAUGCUUGCUGAGAAGACGGUCAAUAUGGCGGGUGGGAGGCUGGGGAAGGAGGAGAUUGGACGGCAGGAGAAGGAGUUUAUGGAGGGGUGGAUACGGAAGGAGAGCGCGCAUGGACUGGUGGAUAUGGUUGUGUCGAGGUUUGGGGAGCGCGAGGUGGAAGCGGCUCCCGAGGAUGCGUCACCGACAAGGACGAAGAGCGGCUCACCGUUCUGGUUCUGGAAUCCCCACAGGAGGAGCGACAGCAGUUCAACGAAAGACCCAAACAAGAACACGGAAGAUCUACCACCAGUACUGAUGCCAUCGGAUGGCUGCGUGUUCAAAGGCAUCGGUGCGGUCGAAGUGAACGACGUAGCCAGCUAUCUGAGCGAACUAUACGAGAAGGCGGAGGAGACCUAUGUUGUCACUGGUAAUGGAGUACGGCGGAAACGCAGGCGGAAACGACCCCGUGACAAUUCCCGCCUCGGCGUGUCCUCCGGCGAGAGCUCACCCAGACGGAGUACCUCCACCAUACGACACGCACGGGAAGACGGACCAAAGCCGACGAAUUCGGGGCUAGGGAGGAACGAACCAGAAAGCCCCGAAGUCCAACCCUCAUCGCCUAUAUCACCCGACGCAGCUCUAGAGGCUGCAACUCCGAGUUCUCCGCCGGAUGCUCCGCCGCCAGCCGAUGACCCACCACCACUACAGCCGGCAGCGUGUGACGAUAGCUCCCUCCGCUUCCGCAACCUCAGUGCCGCCAACGGCAAGAUCCUCAACCUGCUAACCUUCGGCUGGAGCAGCCGGGUUCAAUCCGGCUCGACCUCGGCGCCCUCCGAAGCCGGCGACGGAGGAGACACAGACAGUGUCUUCGGCGACGCAUCUGCUCCCGCCACUAGCACAACCGAGUCCGAAAAGAAACGCCGUGGCGCAUUCCUAAUCGGCUUCCAAGGCGACCUGGAACUGGAGGACAUCGAUGACGAUCACGAGGACUCAUCCGGACGGAUCACCUCCCGCACCGUCUGGCUCCCGCGUACUCCGCCCAGCGACAGCGAAGAAGCAGAAAACGCCGUACCACACCCACUGUCCGAAUUCAAAUUAGUAGUCUACACGAACAAACCCUUCAUCUUCGCCUUCCUCUUCGCGCCACACUCUCGCAUCCUCAGCAGCCCAAGUUUCUACCGCUCGCUGCACCACCAACUAACACCUCUCCUCUCGUCACUCCCCGUCUCCAGCGCUGCGACAAAAGCUCCGUACAACCUCCUCCUCACGCAGGGGAGCGUGUACACCAACCUCCCGCCGAUCCCGGACCCGCUGCACGAGCUGCCGGGCUGGAGCCGCGCAGACGCGCUGCACGUGCACACCGUGAUCCUGUCGAUGCUGCAGGAGCGCGGAGACAGGGAGCGCAGUGUGCGCAGUGUGCGCGGGUGGUGGAUAAACUGGUGCAAGUUUGAGGGCGGCGAGGGGUUGGUGGUGCGGCGCGCGGGCGAGGGGAAGGCUGCGGGCGCCGGCGGCGUCGACGUCGGUGCGGGGGCGGCGGUCGAUGUUAAGAGGUACUUUGAGGGGCUGGAGAUACGGGACGGUGCAGAGAAAUAGUGGUGCACAGAUAGAGAAAUGAUGGACGCACUGGCACUGGCACGGCGAGAUGAGAUGACAUGGAAAGGAUUACAUAUAACUCGAGCUUCUAGAAACAUGGGCUAGUUACCGUAG